Molecule: messenger RNA, 403 nt
Organism: Drosophila subobscura
Lineage: Eukaryota; Metazoa; Arthropoda; Insecta; Diptera; Drosophilidae
Product: metallothionein-3
Exons: 2
Coding region: 176-364 (62 amino acids)
Source: RefSeq, a predicted model, not a curated record
UACAGAAGUCAGUCCAGUCACUUUUAGGCAGCCUUUGGAGUAGGAACAAAAUAUUUGAAAAUUUAACAGAUUAUAAUAUUAUUUUCUAUUGAAAAAAGAAAAAAGGAAGCUCGCAUCUAUCCUGCUUGUUUGUUACUUCUACGCAAACUUUUUGUGAAUCAAAAACGAAACAAAAAUGCCUUGCAUUGGUUGUGAAAAGGACUGCAAAUGCACUCCCGAAAAGUGCUGUGACAGCUGCAAAUGCCAGAAGCCUGGAAAAUGUGGCUGCAAUCCAGUCAAUGCCCCCGUAUCAGGUGGAUGCUGCAAGAAGAAGGAUGACUCAGCAGCGCAGGGCCAGUGCUGUGGCAAUGGGGACAAGAAGUAAAAGGCAAACAUUUACACAAAUCGAGCAGCUUCAUUCUUC